This is a messenger RNA of Toxoplasma gondii ME49, 381 nucleotides long. RefSeq lists its product as hypothetical. The coding region runs from base 1 to 381 and encodes 126 amino acids. The record is from RefSeq and is a predicted model, not a curated record. NCBI's taxonomy places the organism in Eukaryota, Apicomplexa, Conoidasida, Eucoccidiorida, Sarcocystidae. The transcript has a single exon.
AUGGAGCCUUUCCCGACAAGUUCAGCGGCGACCCCAGAAAUGCGUGGCGCCGAGCGGAGUCUGGAGAGGCAUCGCCUUCACGGCAGCUGUCGGACACAACUUCGACAGCCUCCACAUCUUCCCGUACUUCUGCUGGGUCGGCGGAGAGCCUCUCACGGCCCACCAAGAAGAAAAACGAUAGGAUUGUCUACUACCUGGGACUCACGAAGUACAGCAUCGUUGCCAAAGUGUGUGCAAGCUUUCCUCACUGGACAGAAACUACAGACGAAGACGGCGACUGGGUACGUUGUCCACACACCUGCAAGGAAAACUGUGCCUGCGCGAACCUGCGUUGUUUGCAACAUUGCCAUGAUUACAUUCAUCGACGUCACUUUCCCGUAA